UAAUUUCACAUCACUAAGUCUCUUUUUGUCCCGAAUCGCGCACGUAUUUGUGCGAUUUGCGUUUUGUCUUGUCCUUAAAUUUUUCGAAGUCCCUACACACAACAAGAUGGGUAGGGAGGACAAGGCUACUUGGAAGACCAACUACUUUACCAAGAUCAUCACCCUGUUGGAUGACUAUCCAAAAUGCUUCAUAGUGGGCGCAGACAAUGUGGGCUCGCAGCAAAUGCAGCAGAUCCGUAUAGCCCUCCGCGGUAGCAGCAUCAUAUUGAUGGGCAAGAACACCAUGAUGCGGAAGGCCAUCAAAGACCACCUGGAGACCAACCCCGCUCUUGAGAAGCUGCUCCCUCACAUCAAGGGAAACGUUGGCUUUGUGUUCACCCGUGGAGAUCUAGUUGAGGUCCGUGACAAGCUUCUGGAGAACAAGGUCCGUGCUCCGGCCAGGCCUGGAGCCAUUGCGCCACUGGCUGUGGUGAUUCCAGCGCACAACACUGGCUUGGGACCUGAGAAGACUGCCUUCUUCCAGGCACUCUCCAUCCCCACUAAGAUUUCCAAGGGUACUAUUGAAAUCAUCAACGAUGUGCACAUCCUGAAGCCUGGAGACAAAGUGGGCGCUUCAGAAGCUACUCUUCUGAACAUGUUGAACAUCUCCCCCUUCUCGUACGGUCUUGUCGUCAAACAGGUGUAUGACUCUGGUACCAUCUUCGCGCCGGCCAUCCUGGACAUCAAGCCCGAGGACCUGCGCGCCAAGUUCCAAGAGGGCGUGGCCAACGUGGCGGCGCUGUCGCUGGCCAUCGGCUACCCGACCGUGGCGUCCGCGCCGCACUCCAUCGCCAACGGGUUCAAGAACUUGCUGGCCAUCGCCGCUGCCACCGAUGUCGAGUUCAAGGAGGCCACCACCAUCAAGGAGUUUAUCAAGGACCCGAGCAAGUUCGCCGCCGCAGCCGCCGCGCCCGCCGCCGCCGCCGCGCCCGCAGCAGAGAAAAAGGAAGAAGAGAAGAAGCCCGAGAAGGAAGAGUCCGAGUCCGACGACGACAUGGGCUUCGGUCUCUUCGACUAAGCCAACAGGAUUCAUUUGCCACUGUAGACUAUACACUGUCUCUUGUACUAUCUUAUUUUCGUACUGGUUUUCAUUAUUUGUUGUUUCUCCAAUAAUUGGAUGUUUGUGUAAGUAGUGAAGAGCGGAGUGUAGUGUGUAUUGGCAAAUGCGUGUGGAUGUUCGCACACUCGUGUAAAGUAACACCGCCGGGUUUGGACACCCAUGUGGCGGUUGCUUUUAUUGGUGUAAGUGAAUAAAUCUACUUGAAAAGUA
This is a messenger RNA of Bicyclus anynana (squinting bush brown), 1309 nucleotides long. RefSeq names its product 60S acidic ribosomal protein P0 (gene RpLP0). The record is from RefSeq and is a predicted model, not a curated record. Gene Ontology annotation, molecular function: large ribosomal subunit rRNA binding; structural constituent of ribosome. Gene Ontology annotation, cellular component: cytosolic large ribosomal subunit. The transcript has 7 exons. The coding region runs from base 107 to 1057 and encodes 316 amino acids. Lineage: Eukaryota; Metazoa; Arthropoda; Insecta; Lepidoptera; Nymphalidae. Gene Ontology annotation, biological process: ribosomal large subunit assembly; cytoplasmic translation; ribosome biogenesis.